Daldinia childiae is the source of this 573-nucleotide messenger RNA. RefSeq lists its product as uncharacterized. The record is from RefSeq and is a predicted model, not a curated record. The coding region runs from base 1 to 573 and encodes 190 amino acids. NCBI's taxonomy places the organism in Eukaryota, Fungi, Ascomycota, Sordariomycetes, Xylariales, Hypoxylaceae. The transcript has 2 exons.
AUGUCUAGUGUAUCAUGCACCAAUUGGUUGUGCUUCCGAGACGCUCAUUGGGAAAAGAAGAUGCAAAGAAUCAGCGAUGAAGAAUACUACCAUCACUUACUUAAGCACUUAACUGGAGAGACACAUGAAAACGAACAUUGCACGGCGGACGAUCGUGGAUUGGCCAAUACGGACCCAUUUGGCUACGAAGUUCAGCGCGUGUCCAGAGAGAUUGAUCAUUCCCAGGAUCUGGCAACUUUUGAAAGAGUCUUCGAGGCGUAUCGCACCGGCAGUCUAGAAGACGUCAUAGCUGAGCAUGACAGCUUCGACGAGAAAUACACUAAACAUAUCCGUCGGCUGUUAGCCAUGCGAUCAUUACGUGAUAGGCGAGCCGAUAUCCUGCGUUUCUGCCUCAAAUUGGCCGGAUUCGAAUACGACUUUGCAUUUAAGUGGGAAGCGAAUCUUGUGACAAAGGAUGACCAUCCAAAAACCUUUGAAGCACUAGAGGAAUCGCCAUUCAGAAAAGUCCAUCCGCGAAGUCUCCCCCCUUGGGAAAUGUUUGAUAAUGGCGGCCCUUUCGCGGUAGACUGGUGA